AAAACCCGGAAGUGUGUGCUCCCGCGCGGCCCACCUGGUGAAGCUUUGGACUAAUGAUGGCCUCCGAAAGGAAGACCAAGCUAAAGAGAAAGAAAAGCGCGGAUCUGGGAGAGGACCCGGAUGGCGGCGUUGGGAAGGCGUCCGGAGACUACCUGGUGGGACAGGUGGCUGACAGUCUGCUCCGUGCCCAGCACCCUCCCGGAGGCGGCGCGGGUCGCCUGGCGGUCCUCUUUAGCGCCCCUGCGCCGCAGGUCCGACCUGUGUUCAUUCCUGUGCCUCAGGAUACCCCUAAAAAAAAGGAUCGAACUGAGGAAGAAGAGAGCACAUCUGAGAUUCAAAGACCAGUUUUGCGAGAACCCGCAAAAAAAGUGAAAGCGAAGAAAGUCUCUGUUGCAGACAAAAAGUUGGCAACCAGGGAAAGUGCUCUAGCCAGUGCGGAUUUAGAAGAAGAAAUUCAUCAGAAACAAGGGCAAAAAAGGAAAAAUUCCCAGUCAAGUAUUAAAGUAGCAGAUAGAAAAAUACCUCAUGAUAUAGAUUAUAACCUUGAUGUAAGUCAAAGGAAGAAAAUUCAAAUCAACCAAGAGGAGAGAUUAAAGAAUGAGAGGACCGUGUUUGUUGGGAAUUUGCCUGUUACAUGUAAUAAGAAGAAGCUGAAGUCAUUUUUUAAAGAGUAUGGACAAAUAGAAUCUGUACGAUUUCGUUCUGUGAUUCCAGCAGAGGGAACCCUAACCAAAAAGUUGGCUGCAAUAAAACGUAAAUUUCAUCCUGAUCAGAAAAACAUUAAUGCUUAUGUUGUGUUUAAGGACGAGAGCGCUGCCACAAAGGCACUGAAAAGAAAUGGAGCCCAAAUUGCUGAUGGAUUUCGUAUUCGAGUUGAUCUUGCAUCUGAGACCUCAUCUAGGGACAAGAGAUCAGUAUUUGUGGGGAAUCUUCCUUAUAAGCUUGAAGAAUCUGCCCUGGAGGAGCACUUUGUGGACUGUGGGCAUGUUGUGGCUGUGAGGAUUGUGAGAGACCCAGUUACAGGAGUCGGCAAAGGGUUUGGCUAUGUGCUCUUUGAAAACACAGAUGCUGUUCAUCUUGCUCUGAAGUUAAAUAAUUCUGAGCUAAUGGGAAGAAAACUCAGAGUCAUGCGUUCCAUUAAUAAGGAAAAAUUAAGACAGCAAAAUUCAAAUCCAGGUUUGAAGAGUGUCAGUAAACUUAAGCAGGGAUUUAACUUUGGGUCCAAGCAUGCGGGGCGUUCUACAGGUGUGUUUAUUGGAGAAAAAGCUGCUGUCAUUAAAAAGAAGAGGAAAGGACAGAAGAAAAGUGGACAAACCAAGAAACCAAGAAAACAGAAAUCUUGAUGAGAAGAUUGCUGCCUUCUCUCCUAUGGUGUGCUGCUGAUUAGGUGCAAUGAAUCCGUGGAUUGAGCAUCUGGGUUUUCAAUGGAUUGUGUUUGUCAGUGUGGAGAAUCCCACAGUCUUGGUUAUUCGUGCUGUCGUAUUUCUUUGGAGCAUUUUUUUUUAUAUGUGAACAGAUUGGUUACCACGGAUCAUGUGCUGCUACUUGGUGGUAUAAGAGAUUUUAGACCCAGGAUGAACAUUUAUAAUUUUACUGAUUAUUUUAGUGGAGUUUGAAUAUAUAUAAAUUAGCACUUCAGUUAGUUCAAGAAUAUUAUUGGAUGAGUCUAGGUUAAAAGGUAAAUUUUUAAAAAAACAAUAAUCCUAAAUACUGAUUGUACUUAGUCCAAGUAUCUAAAUAAUUAAGGUGGGAAGGCUGGUUCCAGAUUUGGUUGUAACCCCUAAGGAAGAUCUGAAUGCUGUUGUAUAAUAUCCACUUGUUUUUCUUUAGCUCUUACACCUACGAAAAGUGAAGUUCUUUGUUUUUAUUUAUUCCACCACUACCAGCAGCCUAAUAACUAACCAAUAAGAUUAUUAAAUGAAACAAGAUUCUGACUUCAUUUAAAUAGUGA
Molecule: messenger RNA, 1951 nt
Organism: Castor canadensis (American beaver)
Lineage: Eukaryota; Metazoa; Chordata; Mammalia; Rodentia; Castoridae
Gene: Rbm34
Product: RNA binding motif protein 34
Biological process (GO): maturation of LSU-rRNA from tricistronic rRNA transcript (SSU-rRNA, 5.8S rRNA, LSU-rRNA)
Cellular component (GO): nucleolus
Molecular function (GO): rRNA binding
Source: RefSeq, a predicted model, not a curated record